AUCAGUGUCUGAGGAGUAUGCACUUUCGCUCCCUUUUCUACUUUCUGGCAUGUUUAACAUUUAACCUGUUAAUGCCCAUCUCUUGAAAAGUGUACAUUUUAUUAUGUAUUAUAAUUUGGUACUAUAUAAUCUAAGCAAUUCAAAGAACUGUUAAAUAAAUCAAAACACCUGAACUGAAAGAAAACUUCCUUUCCACAGCUAUCUGAAAUACGUUUCCUGGCCGUUUCAGCGACAAUUCCAAACACUGAAGAUAUAGCAUGCUGGUUGGGUGAUUCACUAGAUUCCCCAGCUAGAUUCUUCAAACUUAAUGAGGACAUGAGACCAGUUAAGCUUCAGAAAAUUGUUCUGGGUUACCCACAUCCAGCUGGCACCUCUCAAUUUCACUUUGAAAUGUCCCUGAGCUACAAAUUACGUGAUAUCCUGUUCAAGUACGCUGAUGGAAAGCCUACGCUUAUAUUCUGCAGCACAAGAAAAGGAGUUGAACAUACCUGCAGCACUCUCUUACAACAGAUCACAUUUAAUUUUAACUCUCAGCAGAAGCAAAGGAUCUGUGAUGCUGCUAUCACCAUUACUGAGAACAAGCUUAAGGAGUGCGUGAUGGCCGGUGUUGGGUACCACCACGCUGGAAUGGGGAAAGAAGACAGACAGGCAGUGGAGACUGUGUUCCGAGAGGGGAUGCUGCCGGUACUCAUGACAACAAGUACCUUAGCUAUGGGAGUGAACUUACCAGCACAUCUGGUCAUCAUAAAGGCUACUCAGCAGUAUGCUGGUGGAGCAUACAAAGACUACACAGAGACCCAGAUUCUACAGAUGAUUGGUCGUGCUGGGAGACCACAGUUUGAUUCUAGUGCUGUUGCUAUUAUUAUGACUAAGGAAUCUCAAAGGUCACGUUAUGAAAAGGUAAUGAGUGGUAAGGAACUGAUUGAGAGCAAUCUCCAUCAGCACCUAGCAGAACACCUGAACUCUGAAGUUGUGUUACGCACCAUCACAGACAUUGGAUAUGCAAUGGAAUGGAUCAGAUCUACAUACUUGUAUGUGCGAGCUCUACGGAACCCAAGUCAUUAUGGUAUACCAUGUAAUCUAAACAAGAAAGGCAUAGAGGGAAAACUGCAAGAGAUGUGCCAACGUGAACUCAACGCUCUUGCCAGUGCAAAGCUGCUUACCAUAGAUCAUCGUAUGGACGUGCGUCCCACUGCAGACGGCGGCCUCAUGGCACGUUUCUACCUCAAUUUAGUAACUAUGAAGGCCUUCCACAAGGUCAACGGACACGAGAGCCUGGAAAAGAUAUUGGCAAUAGUAGCAUCCUGCCACGAGUUUUCAGGAAUGAAAUUACGUGUUAGUGAGAAGAAAACCCUCAACUUGCUCAAUAAAGCGCGUGAUCGCGAAUGUGUCCGAUUCCCACUGCCCACUAGAAUCAUGACAACAGAGAUGAAAAUCAACUGUCUUAUUCAAGCUGUCCUCGGAUGCUUACCGAUUCACGAGCCAUCCUUGAAACAGGACGUUCUCCGCAUAAUGUGGGUCGGGAAACGAGUGACCAAUGCUCUAGCUCAGUAUCUGCUCCAGCGCCCUCACUAUCAAGCACUAGUUAGUGCCAUUACUCUUGCCAAGUGCUUCCACUGUAAGCUGUGGGAAAACUCUCCUCACAUGACAAGGCAGUUAAAGGGGAUUGGAGCAGCCUUGUCAUCAAUGCUAGCAGUCUCAAACAAGACCACUUUCCAGUCCGUCAUUGAAGCUAAUCCACGAGAUCUUGAAAGCAUUCUCAAUCGCCCUCCACCCACUGGUGACAAUCUGAAAGCUGAAGUAAAUCACCUUCCACACUUUGAACUGAGAACAGAAAGUGUGACAAGUAUGUCAGUUACAAAACUUCACAUCUGUGCCGAGAUGACAAACCGCGCUGUCAUACGAGAACACAAUACAGCUGGAGAAAACCACUGGAUUUUUCUUUUGGUGGGUGACUCUAACAACAAGUGCAUAUACAAGGAAAGGUUUAAAGAUUCCUGUCUAAUACAAGAUACAAAAUGUUGGAAGGUGGAAAUAAAAGAUCCAUCCUCUGUUAAUGAAGUGUAUGUGAAGCUUAUUAGUGAACAAUGGGUUGGCCUGGAUGUUCAUUCUAGCAUAAAGUUACAACCAAGAGAAGGAGUGCCUCUCAAAGUAAGGAAUUCCAUUGAAAAGUAUCUAAAGAAACAAGAAGGCUCAGACCACGUAAGUCUGUCUUCCAAAUGGUCCAACCCUCAAACAACGAAAAGGACAAAGUCUUCCUUUGUACACCAGAUUAAAGACAUGUCUGAAAAGAGACUUGGAAAUGCACUAAGUAUGACCCCAACUAAACUUACACUUAACAAGUACACUUAUAGUCCUGCAAAAAAAAUGAAAUUACUUCCAUCAGUGGAUCAGCUAAAAAGGGUGGAACAUGAAGAAAUGGACGCCCUGUCCCAAUUCUCCAGUUCUGAAAAACACCAAACAGAGCAAGUGAACCCAGAAAUUAGUUUCAGACAUGUUAAACCAAAACUAAUAACAGAUGAACAAGUUUAUGGUCCGCACAAGCCCUCCAGUCUAGGGCACACAGAGCAAGAAAUUAUGCCCACACAAGAUGACAAUCAAAUGGAAACCUUCUUGCAGUACCAGUCUACUAAUGUCCUCAAAGGUCCAGAGACGCAAUGGAACCAAUACACAGUUACAAAAUACAACACACAUCCACCUGAAAAGAACACUGUAGAACUGCAAGACACCAGCACAUGCAAUUCAACUGGAACACGGCACACCCAGUCACCGACGGCUGGCAGAACAGGAUUGGAAUACGAGGCACCGAGGCCUCAACAGCCAACCGAAAUGAAAUUAUCCACUGAACCUUCCACAUCAAAACUGACUGAAGACUGCCAUCAACCAUUCAAAGAAAAUGUUAAACUGCAUGAAGACACCGCACUGCAAGAAAAGCACUCUGAGGUACAAGAAAUCAAUGCCACCGUCAAUUCACAGUUACCUAAUGGUUCCAAUUUACACAACAAUUCUCUGAUGGAAGAGUGUAGCUCUGAAGAAUCGAAAACAGAAGAUUUUAAUUUUCAGGACGGAACAGAUUCUGCAUAUAAAUAUGUAACACCUGUACCAACCCUGUCCGUUGAGGCUCAGCGUAAUCUCCGUGGAAAAUACCUGAAAGCAGAAAUGCUUCCAACAAAUACGCCAACUUGUGACAACAACCUGGGUUUGCAGGAUGAAUUAGUUGCGUCAUCUGACGUUGUUCAGUCAGAAAAGAUCAGUUCUGAAGGUGAACACCCCAGGAAAAACAAUUCUGUGAUUAUACAUGAAGAGAGAGCAGUUCAUGCAUCUUAUUCACCUAUCAACAGAGAGAACACUGUUAUAAAUAUUAAUCGGAAUGUAGAUUCACUGCAUACAAAAGUAAAGACAUCAGUCAGGAAAAAAUUAGUAUUUCAGAAAACUUUACCCAAACACUACUACCCAAUCUUCAUCAAAUCACUUGAAUAUGACACAAAUGGGCCAGCAGGACUUUAUUCUGGUAACUGUGACCAAUCGACAGAAGCUUCUAAUAAGUCAGCUUCGUCCCGAGUCAUGAAAAGCACGCCGACUCUGCCUGACUCUGGGGAGGAAGUCACGUCCUCUUGUAGUCAUACACAAAGGGCAUCUCCUGAAAAUGUGACUGAAAGAGUUAAAAAAUUACACCCAAGCCCUAACAAAGAAGCAAAUUUUUACACUUCUGUUCAAAUGAAGAAUGGAAAGUCAUCUUUGUUACAACAGAGCUCUGAAGAAAAAACAGAAGGUUCUCUUACAAGCGAAAACAAACUUCAAGUCAAUGAAGAGAGUAACACACAAAAUGAGAAAACUGACAAGGAUGAUCACGAAGUUCCUGAUUUUCAACUUGUCAAAGACAUUGACAGUUUCCUUGCUGACAUAUCUGGUGAAGAAAAUUCAAAAUUUAAAUGUGUCAAUAAAUCAAAUAAGAAAUGCAAUGACAGCUUCAAAACUAAUAUACCUGCACUCACCAGAUAUUCAGCCAGGAACAAUUAUGUAAGUCGCAUCAUCCCACAUGACAGCAAUGAAGACGUACACAGAAUUCGGAGGAAUGACAGUAAGUACAAACCAAUUUUAAACCUGUUACUCAAAGAUGUUUCAAGAAGGGAAGUUACACCCUCUUCAUCCACAGAGAGAGGAUAUGAAGAAUCUGAAACAGAAGUACAUUCGCAACUAUUGUCACCAGAAUUCCAGUUUCAGCCCACAAAGAAGGGAACACUUUCACAGUUUACACAGAAGUCGUUAGGAGAUUAUUCAAAUACAAUGCUCAAUCAAAACUCUGAUGACACACCUCCACUCAGUAACUUGGCGCAAACUUUACAACCACAAAGCAAAAAUUGUGAGGGAAAAUACACACAAAGCCAAGUGAACUAUCACCCUUCGGUCCAAAAGGAACUGCCAAAGUUCACGUGUGAUUCUGACGUUCUGCCCGGGGACAUGAACAGAUUUUUGCCAAAGAAUGAAACCUACCAAAGGUGGAACAAUGUUAGGACAGCAAUUAGCGUCCCUAUGCGACAGCCAUCGCUAUCUAGACAGAGAGAAUCAUAUGCUCACAUUUCAGAGACUGAAAAUGCAUCUUCUACACAACCCUGGAUGUUUCCCUUUGAGGAACCAGAAACCAAAAGACUUGCUUUUUCUCAACCAGUUAAGUGCGUUACAGGAAACAAUGAAAAUCUCCCCAAUUUAAACUCUCAGUGGCAAAAAUAUGAGAUGUCACCAAUACAUUCAGAUGAGUCACCUGAAUAUUAUUAACUGAUUGAAUUACGUGCUACAUUUGAAUAAAGAUCACUUCCCAACUGGUAGUUUUAAUUAAAUAAGUGCUUGCAAAGAGAUAAAAGUGAACACAUUGUGACAGAAUGUCAGGUUUAUCAUUACGAAACUGAUUUUCAUGAAAAAUGUCUACCAUGCCUUUCAACCCAAGAGUUAACAGAACUCAGCACAAUGAUGUAAAAAUACAAAGUUUCUAUGCAACACUGAACCCCUCUAAUGCUAUUCACCAGGUGACAUCUCUCCUCCAAUGGAAGAGAAGUACGAUAAUAAUGUGUUAUAUAAAAGAUGGCCGAUCAUAUUUGUUGUGGUAGCAGAAGUGCUCGUUAUUCUCAGACAGCUUAAAAUGUCACUAAGAAAUAAAUACCCUCCCCACCCUCCAGUGCUAAGGGCAUAGUGCCAGAUAAACAGUGAAAAAUGCAACUGAUUCCUAAAACAUAUAUAAAUGUAAACAUCUGUAUUCUGAAUAAUAAUUGAACAAUAAUUUGUGUGUUUAAUCUGAAUAAAAUAUACCCAUAUUGCCACCAGCAA
Zootermopsis nevadensis is the source of this 5322-nucleotide messenger RNA. The record is from RefSeq and is a predicted model, not a curated record. NCBI's taxonomy places the organism in Eukaryota, Metazoa, Arthropoda, Insecta, Blattodea, Termopsidae.